CCUGUCCCCGGUCUGCGCGGGGACCCGCCGGAGCGCAGGGGUGCGGACAGGGCCCCGGGAUCCGGUUCGCCCUGGUGCCUUCCCGCGCCUCUUCUGGCUUAGGUCGUUUUAGGGGGGAGGCUUCCUUCUGUCACUUCACAGCCCUGCUGAGGUGAACGCGUGCGCUGGGUGUUUCUUUUUCGGAGGUUUCCAAGCGAUUUGCUCUCCUUAAACGAGGAUAAACUUCAUAACCUGUGGGUGGGCAGCGUUGCACUUGUCGCUGUCGGAUUCUCUCCCUGCUUAAUUAUUCCCGGUUUUCCGUCGUCGUGGCCUCGUCUUUCUUCGGCUGUUGGUAGUUCUCUGUCAUCAGCUCGCUCCUGCUUCUGGCAAGGCGGUUACCAGAAACGUGAAGUGGCCCUGGGCCUUCAGGGUCGCCACUUGUUGCGUCUUAGUUCCAGCCUGAUCUUUCCAUUUCGGUGCUUUGGUCUCCAUCCAGUACUUGCUGCAGAACCGCAGUUGUGGUUCUUCUGCUGGAAAAAUAGAACAAAAAGGUUUUAAAAGCUGUCCCAUGGAAGGGACAGCAACAGAUGUACAAGCUGGACAUAGGCUGGCCUAAAAUUCCAGAGUACUUCACUGGUCAAACAUUUUGUGUUGCUGUUGACUCUCUUCAUGGUUUGGUCUUUGUGGGACAAAGGGGAGAGAAUGUACCAAAGGUACUUGUAUUCUCAGAGGAAGGCUAUUUUCUUUACUCCUGGAAUAAUACAGUUGAAAUGCCCCAUGGUAUCUUUGUAUUGAAUACCGCAACAGAUAGUUCAGUAUGGAUCACAGAUGUUGGAACAGGGAAAUAUGGGCACACUGUGAAGCAGUAUAGCCCUUCGGGUAAACUUAUGCAGAUCUUGGGCACGCCAGGUAAUGCUGGUUCAAGUUUGAUUCCCCUACAAUUCGAUCAGCCAGCAGAGAUCUUUGUAGAGGAAAGUGGAGAUGUCUAUGUUGUGGAUGGAGACGGAGGAAUGAAUAACAGAUUGCUCAAACUAUCCAAUGAUUACAAAGAGAUAUGGCUGACUGGAACAAAUGGGACCGGCAUUGGUCAGUUCAAGAUUCCUCACAGUGUAACACUGGAUCCUUUUGGACGGGUAUGGGUUGCAGAUAGAGACAACAAAAGAAUCCAGGUUUUUGAUAAAGUCACAGGGGAAUGGCUCGGGUCUUGGAGCAACUGUUUUUCAGAAGAUGGACCCUAUUCUGUCAGAUUUACUGCCAAUUACGAGUACCUGAUUGUAGCUCAGAUGAAUAUGAACCGGUUAGCAAUCUUGGCAGCACCACCAGUUGGCUCUAUUGGGGACUGCGUUAUGGUCAACACAGUCCAGCUGGCAGAUGAAACCAAACCACAUCUUGUGGAUGUAGACAUGAAGAGCGGAGCAGUCUAUGUUGCAGAGAUUGGAGCCCAGCAAGUACAAAAAUACAUACCCUUAAGCUGAUGGUUUCCCACAACUGCUGUGGCACGAGCUGUGGUGUGAUAUCUAAGACAUAUGACCACGUUUCCUUGAUUUUGGGUUUGGUUUUUUUUGUUUUGUUUUGUUUUUUUUUGUAGCUUGUUUCCUUAGACAAGCACAGAAGAUUGUGCUCCCAGAACUGUAGAGCUAAGAAUCUCUCCUAGCUGUUCUGCAGUUCUGGAGAAGUCUUGAGCUGUUACUCAGUAAUGCUGUGGUGGAUUUUGCUUUCAUUGAUGGGAAUUGUAUAACGACUUCGAUAAGCAUCUUAAUUUUAUUAUAUAAAACUUUACAAACACAGCUGCUAUUCUUAAAGGUAUAGAGUCAUCUUGCAGCUCCUUUACUUAGCCUCUGUGUGUUGUUAAAUGGUCAGAACUGUCUGAAAGGAGUGUCUAAAUGAUUUCCUGGGAAGCAAGCACCUCAUCUCAAUGUUUUUCGCUUGUUCUUUUGGAAUCCUUGUGCUGAUAGUGCCCAGCACUGAAUACAGAGAUGGAUUAUGAUGUUGAAUAAGGUGCUGCUGGAUACUGGUGUCAGUGCUGAUACUGGUAUCUGCCUUAGGUGGUUAAUGACGUAAGCACUGAAAUCUAAGUUUUCAGCUCUAGCUAAAGUCUGUAAUGAUCUUAAGUUAAAUUGGUAUCAGGCACUUCAAACUAAAUUAAAAGUAUGUGCAUAGCAGCCAAGUGCUGAUUCUUAACUAAAUCAAUUCUUAACCUGAUCUGAUUUAUAUCAGCAUGAGUUUUCUGUUCCAUAAGAUUUCAUUGUGGAACAUUAUUGAAGUUCAACUCAUUUAAGUUCCUCAAGAUAAACAAAUUGCAAUUUGCUAGGGAAGUCUUAAUCGGCAUUAAGGGCUGGGAGACGUGAUUUUUCUCCCAAUUUUAUUGAAGCUCUGUCAGUUAAUAGCAGUGCAUCUGUUUUGAUUUGGGGAUUUUUAACUGUUUUAUAUCCAGCACUUAGACUUCAUCAACUCCAUUAAUGUCUAGAGUUAAGUUUCUUAUGCUAUAUCCUAGUUGAUGUCUCCAAGCUCUGUCCUAAAAAACAAUGUCUCUUUCCAUUCCCAGUCCAGAGUGGUUUACACAUUGCUACAAGAUUUUAAGUUAGUUCACUUUAUAGCACAGAGGGAAAAUGGGGUAGGAAAAUGGCAUAGCAGAAAUGAGACAGUGAAUAACUGAUUCCCUCUGCAAAGCUGUAGACCCACAUUCCAUAUUUAUUUACUAGCUCUUCAAAACAUUUGGGAAGAUUUUUGCUGUUUCCACACACUUACUCUACUGUGUGGACUAUUUUAAUGCUAAUUACCAACUAAGAGAGGCAUUUUUUUUUCCAACUUCCUUAGAAAGGGAAUAUGGGAAAUUAUUCUAAUGGGGAAAAUUCACUUGAGUGAAUGUUAUCAAAAUCAAAUGCAUCUUGACUUGGCAGGUUUCAACCUAUGAUCAUAAAUUUCUGGGUCAGCAGAUGGGAAAACUGUCCAGAAAAGUCAAAUUCGUAUGUUCUGUAGAAAGUAACUCAGCUGUGGAUCCUGAUGGCUUGAUUCCAGUACUAUCUGAGAUUAAUGCACUAAGUAUGAAUACUUUGUUCUUGGCUACAUCUACAGUAACAAAUGCAGAUCUAACCUGGCUGCCCUCAUGCAAGCCGUAGAACCAGAACUUCAGGGUUAUACACUAGCAAAUACGAUCCAUCAUUCACGUGGUCUGGAAUGGGAGCUAGUAAGCAAUAUUUAUUAGCUGAAAAAGUAGCAGUACUUCCUCUAGACCUAGUUGGAUAGGUCCACAUUGCUUUGCAGUGUGUCAUGUGAAUUUUCUAACUAGGUCUCCACUAGCUCAGGGAUCUCUGCUCUGUGUGCAAUUUAGCUGUUUCUCACCUACACGAGGUAGAGUUCUUUUAAAAAUAUUACUGUAAUAUCAUUAACUACAUUUGAGUGUAUCUAGGUGGUGUGAGGGGUCCUGGCACAUCCAUCCUUCCUCACCACGUCCUCUUAUUUAUUUUUCCUUUGUCACAUCCAUUUGAAACUGGACUUGAAGCUCUGGGAUCGUGCUUCUGUGUUCGGUAAAGGAGUAGUGCACUUUUGGAUGUUGACAAGUAAGCUAUUUCUACAAGGUUCUGUUUGCUGCGUGGAUCUGCUCUCAACUCUCUUUUUACAUGGGCUUUUGCAGCCCCUAGAAAUGGGGAGCACUCAUCCAGUUUUACUGAAGUAGGCCACAGUGCCAAAAUGUGCCUUGCCUCUAGGCAUUUGGGUGUCUGCAAUAAGAAGGGAUGCUUGUUAUUAACUAGUAUGAGAUGUUUAGACUCCUUUUUACCUCUGCAUCUAUGACCAGAUUGAGAAAAUGAUUGGUUUGUGCACUAACUUGCUAAUUCUCUGAAGGUUUUCUUAUGUAUCAUCUUGAAACUGAUUUCUGAAAAAUUGCAUUGUAGGAUAAUUUGAUAAAAUAAAUUGAGAAUUUCACAUUAUGAAAGGCUUGGGUGCUUUUUUCUGUACUGAUAUCAAUACUUACUGUUGCAAUGGAUUACUUUUCUAAAUAUGGGGCACUUCAAUAAGGUAUUUAAUGCUUUCUGAUACCAACAUUCAAACGUAAUCUAAAAUUCCAUGUUAUCUUUAGACAUUGCUAUUUCUGUGGCCCAUCUCUUAUGCAUCCUAAUUUAUGUAUCAAAAAAGGCGCAUAAAUCUCUCCCAGAUGUUUUCCUCUGAGUAAUUAGUAUAAAAAAAAAAAUAUUUAAACUGUAUAUCCCAUUGCUGCUAAUAGGGAAAUUAAAAACAAACUAACAAAAUGCAUCUUAAUAUAGAAUCAGGUUUUGUUUCCAGAGAAGAUUUACCAAGCAAUCUGUUUAGAAGAUCAAGAAGGGACUUCUUUGUGGGUUAGAAAUACUUGCCCAAGAAGAAAAAUAACAUAGUACAGUGUUAACCAGACAAGAAAGAAAACAUAAGGUGAUUGCUAGAACCCCCAAAAAACUUCAUUUUAGUUAAUAGGUGUCAACUUGUAAGUGUGAGAAGUAGUCACUGGAGUAUCCAAGUAAAGGAAAUAGGAAUAUGCCAUAUUUUGAUGUCUCCAGUUUUGCAGACGUUUUUGCUUUGGUUUGUUUUGGUUUUUUUUUUAAUUGGUCCUUUUAUUUGGGUAAGUACCUAGAUUGUUAACUGGAUGACAUUCCCGGGAGGUAAGACAGACUAUUAAUACAGCUCAUGCUUAUUUUUCUGUGAUGCUAACCAGCCUUUUUUC
Molecule: messenger RNA, 4672 nt
Organism: Egretta garzetta (little egret)
Lineage: Eukaryota; Metazoa; Chordata; Aves; Pelecaniformes; Ardeidae
Gene: NHLRC3
Product: NHL repeat containing 3
Exons: 7
Coding region: 567-1454 (295 amino acids)
Biological process (GO): protein polyubiquitination; negative regulation of translation; proteasome-mediated ubiquitin-dependent protein catabolic process
Molecular function (GO): ubiquitin protein ligase activity; translation repressor activity; protein binding
Source: RefSeq, a predicted model, not a curated record